Messenger RNA from Daktulosphaira vitifoliae (grape phylloxera), 3276 nucleotides. RefSeq names its product transcription factor collier (gene kn). Gene Ontology annotation, biological process: regulation of transcription by RNA polymerase II. The transcript has 14 exons. The coding region runs from base 563 to 2413 and encodes 616 amino acids. The record is from RefSeq and is a predicted model, not a curated record. Gene Ontology annotation, molecular function: DNA-binding transcription factor activity, RNA polymerase II-specific; RNA polymerase II cis-regulatory region sequence-specific DNA binding. Lineage: Eukaryota; Metazoa; Arthropoda; Insecta; Hemiptera; Phylloxeridae.
UUCCUCAGUGAGUUCAGUCGCGCUCUCCCAUCGGGACAACUAGUCAGUUGGCGGUCUAGUUGACGGGUCUUCUAUACUCUCUGUGCUUUUCGUCGCUAUUUUCGCGUGACAAUACGACACUUUCGUUAAACUUCGAAAUUUAAAUACCUUCGUGAUAAAUGUUCAUUGCAAUAAAAAAAUAGCGACGCAAAUUAAUUUUUUUUUUUUUUUAAGCUAAUUAUUUACAAAUUUAUAAUCGGUUAAAAAUUGACGGGCGGUACACAAGUUGUCAGACACGUCGUAUAGGACGGUGGGCCCGGAAGGCAUCACGGUGGUGUCCACGGAAGAAGACGGACGGACGGUGGCCGGCGUCGGCUACUGGGCGGGCGGCGCGACCGGCGGCGAUGCAGACGCCGUGGUCGCGGCACCAUGGCAGUCCACGUUGGGUACAUUGGGUGGCGGUAACGGUGCCGGUGGCGGCGGAAGUGGAGGUGGUGGUGAUCUAGAUCCCGUGGCCGCGUGGGGCCGUAAGCUGUACCCGGCGCCGGGUAACCAUCACCGGAAUGCCGCUGCGGCCGGUCUGAUGUUCGGCUUGCACCACCACCAUCAGGACUCUGGAUCGCCAGGUUUGUCUGGUUUACACCAUCACCAUCAUCACCACCAUCAUCAUCAAGUCCGCGGGCCCGUUACCGGACUCAAAGAAGAACCGCUUUCCAAUUCUCAGCUAUCCGUUCCGAGAUCUUGGAUGCAACCGUCCAUUAUAGACCAAAGCAGCAUUGGCGUAUCCAGAGCACAUUUUGAAAAACAACCUCCGAGCAAUCUGAGGAAAUCCAAUUUCUUUCAUUUUGUGAUUGCGCUAUACGACAGGUCUCAACAGCCGAUCGAAAUCGAACGGACCGCAUUCAUAGGAUUCAUCGAAAAGGAUCAAGAAUCCGAAUCACAAAAGACUAACAAUGGUAUUCAGUACAGACUACAACUGCUGUACGCAAAUGGUGUACGGCAAGAGCAAGACAUCUACGUUAGACUUAUUGACACCGUUACCAAGCAGGCUAUAAUUUACGAGGGCCAAGACAAAAAUCCAGAAAUGUGUCGGGUUUUGCUUACUCACGAAGUCAUGUGCAGUCGAUGCUGUGAUAAGAAAAGUUGUGGUAACAGAAAUGAAACGCCGUCCGAUCCAGUUAUCAUCGACAGAUUUUUCUUAAAGUUUUUUCUCAAAUGUAACCAAAACUGUUUGAAAAACGCAGGCAAUCCUCGUGACAUGCGCCGGUUUCAAGUCGUCAUUUCCACUCAGGUGACUGUAGAAGGUCCAUUAUUAGCUGUAUCGGACAACAUGUUCGUACACAACAACUCUAAACAUGGUCGCCGUGCAAAACGUCUGGAUCCCAAUGACGGCAUGUUUUCUCCGUUACCAGUAGCCACGCCAUGUAUUAAACAUAUAACACCUAGUGAGGGAUGGACGCAUGGUGGUGCGUCAGUGACUAUACUAGGUGACAACUUUUUUGAUGGUUUACAAGUUGUUUUUGGCAGUAAUUUAGUAUGGAGUGAGUUACUAACGCCACAUGCAAUUCAAGUACAAACUCCACCCAGGCCUAUUCCAGGCAUAGUAGAGGUAACACUUUCUUAUAAAUCUAAACAAUUCUGUAAAGGAUCUCCUGGGCGUUUUGCCUACAUAUCUUUGAGUGAACCGACUAUCGAUUACGGUUUUCAGCGACUGCAAAAAUUUGUGCCUCGAUAUCCUGGAGACCCCGAAAAGCUGCCUAAAGAAGUCAUUCUCAAACGGGCAGCAGAUUUAGCUGAAGCGCUAUACACGAUGCCCAGAAACAAUCAGUUGUCACUAUCGUUACCAAGAUCUCCAGGACCACGUGAUCGCGGAGCCGAUAAUAACACAUCGUCAAUGGCCUCAGCAUCAUCUGGUACCGGGUUCAAUCCAUACACAGGACAGUUAGCAGUCACAGUACAUGACCACGGUACGGCCAGUCAAUGGAAUGAUGAAGACUAUGGUCGUGGUCAAAGUAGCAGCGUAUCACCCAGAGGCGGGGGAUACGGUUCGAGUGCAUCAACUCCACACUCGACCAACGGUACCAAUGGUGGUAGCUCGUACAUAAAUCCCCCUACUACUGUUGGUGGUGGAACAAGUGGAGGCAAUGGAAAUAAUAUUAUUAAUAACGGAGGAAAUCAAUCCAAUUCGGCAGGAUCUGGUUCAGGAAAUGGUGCCAGUAAUGCCGGUUACAACGGAGGGUCCAGUAAUGCAUCAACCGUCCAACUUACCAACAUGAACUCUCCUACACCUACUUCACACCCAUCGCUAUUCAAUUCCUCAUCAAGAAUGGGUACUUUAGUGACAUCGCCUUUUGCAAUGAACCCGUUUGCCCUACCGAAUUGCAACGGGCAACCAUACGCGACAGGUCCUCUUAUAAGCUCUUCAGCAAAAUAAACGAUCAUCUUAUAAAAAAGUUAAACAAAUCUGUCUCAAAAUUACUCCAGUACCAAUCGUGAAAUUUUCGAGUUAUAUCAAAAAUUUGUAGGUCGAUAAUACAAAACGUCACUACCAUAAAUGUUUUGUAAGAGUUUUAUCAUACAUUAUUUUUUUGGAAUACAUGUAUCUUAUUAUGUAAUAUAUAAUCCUAUUUAAGUAUCUUGAACUUUCUUUCAUAUUUUAUCUAUUUAUUUCUAUUCUUAAACGUUGUUGUUUUUUAAUUUAAUUGAACGUGUUAUUUAAAAUACUACUGACUAGUAUUCAUAAAAUAAUUAUAGUAUCAGCAAAAGCGUGAUAUCAAUAGAUAAAUUUAAAAAUUUUUAUCAACAAAGUAAAGUUAAAAUUAGUCUUAUUUAUUUUUAUAUUUUAACUUAAACUUAAAAAAAAUAUUUAAUUCAUAAAUUUAACUAAUUUUUUAACUAACAUUUCAUUUUUUUACUUUCACACAUUUUUUUUUAUGUUAAAUCAAUUAAACCUGUUUUCAUUACUAUUUACUUAUACUUUUUAUGAGUGUAAUCUAAAUAGUAAUGAUUAGAGCAAUUACAUAUCAUAUGAGCUUUGUCUGCUCUUGAUUAUAUAUUUUGUACAUACCGUUGUUACUAUUUUUUUUAGUGUAUAUAGAAAUUAUACUUAAGUAUUAAUUUAUAAAUAUAUAUAUUAUCUUCUAGCUCUGUAAGUAGUACCGCUUAGGCUAUAGACUGCCGUAUUUUGGUUGUAUAAAAAUACUGUUUAAAUGUAAAUAUUUUCUCUUAGUAUCAUAAACACAAAAUAAUCUUUAAAUGUUCGUUCAAAAUAUUAUUACAAUAUAACAUUUUUUUUUA